GCCACCGGAUCUCCCAGCACCGACAGUUCUAGAGAGAGAAACCAUUCUAGAGCGAGAAAUAUAAAGCUCUAUGUAUGUAUAGUUGUAGGUGAUGAAUUGGUGAUGAUCCAGACACUGAACCAGCAAUGGAGCCAAGAUCUAGGGUUUGGGUUUUCCCAAUAAGCCCUUCCCAAUCCCCCAUCUUCCAGUUGACUCAUUUCCCGAUCUUCUUCUUCGUCAUCUUCACCCUCACAAUCCCAAUCACCUCCUCAAUUCCAAACCCCAUUUCCCAAAUCCCAUAUGCCAAGCACUGCAACAACGUCGUUCCAGAGUCCGCCCAGACCAGCAGGAGGCUCAACGACGACGCUUUCCUCCGGAUUCGUAUCGCCUAUUUCGCCGGCGGCGAUCCUGUUCUCGGCGGCAAUGCUCAGGAGUCCGUGUCUUUUCGUGCCCAGGGCGCGUUCGAGACAGUAGCCAGCGGCGUGUUCAAAGUCGAGGGUUGGGUGACUUUCUGGGCCCCGAGGUUCGCGGGUUUUUCGGGGAAUUCGACCCGCCGGAGAUUGCGGCUGAUCAAUUACCGGCCUCCGAGGAUGCCGUUCCGCCGGCGCAAAUUAGGGUUUCGGCUACAUGGGUUUUGGUCCGAAUCUUCGGGAAAGCUAUGUAUGGUUGGCUCAGGUUUGAAUUCAUUACACUCUAUGAAUGCCGUUCUUAAGCUUCAUUAUCCGAAUGUUUCGACUCUUGACACUAGUUUGGUUACUGGAACGUUGGAAAGUCUGGAUGCGAGGGAUAGUUCGAACCAUUUCGAACCGAUUUCGAUGUUGGGUUUGUCAAUGAUGAAUUACCAAUACAAAUUGGUGGAUAGAGAGAAUGAUAAUGGAGGAUUUAGUGAAUUUGAUAAAAUGGAGAAUGCCUCUCUUGGUAUGGAAUCCCAGCAUACUGUGUGCUCGGCGUUCAGGUCUGCUGGGCGGUUUGAAUUGGAGUAUAUGGAUGAUUGUGCGUCUAUCAAUUGCAAUCCUCUUGGGGGAGGAGGUGGAAUUCCACCUGCUUUUAUGUUUUUCAAUGAAAUUCAUUGUACAGGGAACUGGAAAGGGCGAUAUUUGCUAGAUUUUACAAACUCCAGCAACAAUGAAUAUCGGCUGUCUUUUAAUCCAAAAACAACUUUAGUUGCUGAGGGAGAGUGGAACAUAAAGAAGAAACAUCUUGACAUAGUUGCUUGCCGUAUAUCCAGUUCCACGGAUUCUGUGGCAAAGGCUUCACUUGGGGAUUGUUCGCUUAGGUUGAGCUUGAGGUUUUUGGCAGCCUUGUCAUUGAGGAACAGGAGUCCUGUUGUUGGGCAAAUGUGGAGUAAUAAAAGCACGAACGAUUUGGGCCAUGUUGGUAGAAUUGCAUUUUGGAGCACUUCAAACGGGCAUGUUAGACUUCCUGAUCUGAAAUAUGAGUAUAGCGGAAUUGAUGAUGUCAGAAAAUCUUGUACCAAAGAGAUGAUUGGUAAACACAAAGGAGGGACAUUUCCAAAUGGGUAUUCAUCCGACAUGAGAUUUGACAUGGCAGUGAGAAAUAGUAAAGGGCAAGUAGCGUGGGGCUACUCAUCUCCACUAUCCGUGGGUGAUAGGUUUUAUAAACCCCAUCAGAUGUUUGCAAGGUCAGCUGAGCCUGCAGUUCAAGUGAGUAACAGCCAAAGCAGUACGUUGAAUAUCAGCUAUGUCAUCAGCUUCAAUACUCCAGCUAAUUUCAAGCUAGGCGGUGAACCAUUGUUGACGAAUUCUGUUGAAAUUUCAGCUGAAGGGAUAUACAAUGAAAAGACUGGAGCACUUUGCAUGGUAGGCUGUCGUCACAUUGAAUCACUUAAUAUAAGUUCAUUUAAGAAGCAAUCUCUUGAUUGUGAAAUUCUUAUCAGUAUACAGUAUCCUCCAUUAAAUUCAAAGGAUGGAAGUUAUGUCGAAGGAACCAUUGGGAGCAGGCGAAGUAAGUCUGACUCUUUGUACUUUGAGAAACUGGAAGUGGCAGCAACUUCCAUUUUCACGAACCAAGCCAGAGAAUCGAUAUGGAGAAUGGACCUGGAGAUUACCAUGGUCCUGAUUACCAAUACGCUUGCGUGUAUCUUUGUGGGCAUGCAGCUAUUUUAUGUUAAGAAGUACCCAGAUGUCCUUCCCUUCAUUUCGGUUGUGAUGCUGACUGUUCUGACCCUAGCACACAUGAUUCCCUUAGUACUAAAUUUUGAAGCCUUUUUUUUCGAAAAACAUAACCGGCAGAAUGUUUUCCUUGGAAGUGGAGGAUGGCUUGAAGUAAAUGAGGUACUCGUGAGAGUCAUUACAAUGGUAGUCUUCCUUUUGCACUUUCGUCUUCUCCAACAGACGUGGUCUUCAAGAGUUGACGAUGGAAGCCAGAAGUGCCUAUGGGUUUCUGAUAAAAAGGUUUUCUACUUGUCUUUACCUUUGUAUGUAGGGGGCGGGUUGGUCGCUUGGUUUGUGCAUCAGUGGGUGUACUCUUACAGGAGUCCAUUGCUUCGACUACGGCAUGUUGGUGUUCAGCAGCCUUCUAUCUGGGAAGACUUAAAAUCUUACGGGGGAUUAAUCUUGGAUGGGUUUCUACUUCCACAGAUAGUGUUCAACACAUUCUGCAAUACGAGGGAGAAGGCACUUGCCCCCUCCUUCUACAUGGGGACUACUAUGGUUCGCUUGCUGCCCCAUGCAUAUGAUCUUUACAGAGCUCAAAUUUCUACCUGGUACUUUGAUGCCAUAUAUGCAAGUCCCAGGAUGAAUUACUAUUCAACUGCCUGGGAUAUCAUCAUAUCUUGUACCGGUCUGGUAUUUAUCCUCUUCAUAUACUUGCAGCAACGAUUCGGGGGCCCGUGCUUUCUUCCCAAGAGAUUUAGAGAUAGUUCUGUAUAUGAAAAAGUGCCUGUUGUUAAUAGUGAGUACUUCCAGGAAAGCCAAGCCAUCAUCAGCUAGACAAGUUUUGAUUUCUUCACUGUGCCUUUUUUCUUUGUGAUGUUUUGGAGGGGUGGGGGAGGCUUGUUUGUUAAGGUUCUUUUUAUUAUUUGGUUCUCUCAGUAUGCCAAGUUUUACUGCUACAUACAGAUCAGAAUCUGAAGAAGAAAUAUGGGGCUGUGAUGAUUUUGCUUUU
Messenger RNA from Diospyros lotus (date-plum), 3105 nucleotides. RefSeq lists its product as uncharacterized. The transcript has a single exon. Lineage: Eukaryota; Viridiplantae; Streptophyta; Magnoliopsida; Ericales; Ebenaceae. Gene Ontology annotation, cellular component: intracellular membrane-bounded organelle. The record is from RefSeq and is a predicted model, not a curated record. Bases 126 to 2930 code for a protein of 934 amino acids.